Rhododendron vialii is the source of this 1149-nucleotide messenger RNA. RefSeq lists its product as uncharacterized. The coding region runs from base 97 to 891 and encodes 264 amino acids. Lineage: Eukaryota; Viridiplantae; Streptophyta; Magnoliopsida; Ericales; Ericaceae. The record is from RefSeq and is a predicted model, not a curated record. The transcript has 9 exons.
GUAAGGAAGGAUGAUCUUUUAAGUUGUGUGUACGUACGUGUGGGUGAGAGAGAAAGAAAGCGAGAGGAAGGGAGCGACCACGAAGACGAAGGGGAAAUGGCAGGCAUCUGUUGCUAUGGAAGCACACAUCCAACCCUAGGGCACAGUAUGAAGUCAGAUUUCCACAAAAAGAGAGUCCUUAGCUUACAAUGCCGCUCCACUGCACCCACCAACAGCAACAGCAAGAGACCCAAUCCAACUCCACCGCUCUUGAAACUUGCUGUUACCGGACUUACGGAGCUCCUUAGGAUAUUCUCCUCCGGCAGUGGGAGAUUGGACACGGAGUACUCUGUGGAGGAAAAUGAAGUUCCAGUUUCAAACAUUGAUGAUGUUGUGAUGACCCUCAAGUUAGACUAUGAAAAUUCAUAUUUUGUUACAGGAAUUUUCACGUCAGCAAUUUAUUUAGAAGAUUGUCUGUUCGAAGAUCCAACUAUAAAGUUUCGGGGUACAAAAUUGUAUUCCCGUAACUUGAAAUUGCUCGUGCCUUUCUUUGACAGUCCAUCAAUUGUGUUAAAAAAGAUUGAGAAGGCCGCAGCCCUCCUUCCCCCUUUCUCAUUUCACGUUCCAGACAAAGAGAGAAGAGAACGACGAAGACUGGAGAUUGAACCAGAAGAAGAUCGACGCCCGACCACCACCAAGGAUUGCAAUUCUGAAACAAGUUUUGUAUCAGCAACCUGGAAACUAAGGACCUUUCUCAGACUUCCAUGGAGGCCACUUAUUUCAGUUAAUGGGAGUACGGUAUACGAAUUAGAUGACAAUUUCAGAAUUGUUAGGCACGCCGAGAGUUGGGACAUUUCCGCCCUUCAAGCAAUUGGCCAGAUAUUUACACCAAGCUUUCUAGUGCAUCGGUAAUAAUUGUCUCCCCCCUUACUUCCUGGAAGUUUCACAAGACCAAGUUAAUACUUGAUACUGCAGAAGAUCAACAAUUCCAAGUUGACACUGAUUCUUCGCAGUUUUCAGACUCAUAUUAGUGACUGCUGCUAUUUUAGAAUUACUUGGCUAUAACCUUGUGGAUCUCCUUUAUAGAAUUCUGUAGCAGACAAUAUUGUGAAUAUCGUGUCAUGGAAAUAUAUAUAUGCAAGUACCUACUGGCAAUAUGUUCUUGCACUU